Odocoileus virginianus texanus is the source of this 3018-nucleotide messenger RNA. RefSeq names its product solute carrier family 22 member 3 (gene SLC22A3). Gene Ontology annotation, biological process: transmembrane transport. Gene Ontology annotation, molecular function: transmembrane transporter activity. The record is from RefSeq and is a predicted model, not a curated record. Gene Ontology annotation, cellular component: membrane. NCBI's taxonomy places the organism in Eukaryota, Metazoa, Chordata, Mammalia, Artiodactyla, Cervidae.
AUGCCGCCCAGAAGCCCCGAGGAGGAGUGGAACCGCACGGCGCCCGCGCUCCCCGGCCCCGCGCCCCCCGAGGGCCGCGGCGACGGCCGCUGCCAGCGCUACCUCCUGGAGGCGGCCAACGCCAGCGCCGCCCCCGGCGCGCUCAGCUGCGCCGACCCGCUCGCCGCCUUCCCCAACCGCUCCGCGCCGCUCGUGCAGUGCCGGGAUGGCUGGCGGUACGUCCAGGCCCACUCCACCAUCGUCAGCGAGUUUGACCUCGUGUGUGUCAAUGCUUGGAUGCUGGAUCUCACACAAGCCAUCCUGAACCUGGGCUUCCUGGCCGGGGCGUUCACCUUGGGCUAUGCAGCGGACAGGUAUGGCCGAAUAGUCAUUUACUUGCUAUCGUGUUUUGGUGUUGGUGUCACCGGCGUCGUGGUGGCGUUUGCCCCCAAUUUCCCCGUGUUUGUGAUCUUCCGCUUCCUACAAGGCGUGUUUGGAAAGGGGACAUGGAUGACCUGCUAUGUGAUCGUGACUGAAAUAGUAGGUUCAAAGCAAAGAAGGAUUGUGGGAAUAGUGAUUCAAAUGUUCUUCACCCUUGGAAUCAUAAUUCUUCCUGGAAUUGCCUACUUUAUCCCCAGUUGGCAAGGGAUCCAGCUAGCCAUCACACUACCGAACUUUCUCUUCCUCCUUUAUUACUGGGUUGUUCCUGAAUCUCCACGCUGGCUGAUUACUCGGAAGAAAGGAGAUAAAGCCUUAAAAAUUCUGAGGAGCAUUGCCAAAUGCAAUGGGAAAUACCUCUCACCAAAUUACUCAGAGAUCACUGUUACGGAUGAGGAAGUUAGUAAUCCAUCCUUUGUAGAUCUGGUGAGAACUCCCCAAAUGAGGAAGUGCACACUUAUACUUAUGUUCGCUUGGUUCACAAGCGCUGUGGUUUAUCAAGGACUCGUCAUGCGCCUGGGAAUUAUAGGAGGCAACCUCUAUAUCGACUUUUUCAUCUCGGGAGUUGUGGAGCUGCCAGGAGCCCUCUUGAUCUUACUAACCAUUGAGCGUUUUGGUCGGCGCCUACCCUUUGCAGCAAGCAAUGUCGUGGCAGGGGUGGCGUGCCUUGUCACUGCGUUCUUACCAGAAGGAAUACCCUGGUUGAGGACCACUGUUGCUACCCUGGGAAGACUAGGCAUAACCAUGGCCUUUGAAAUUGUCUAUUUGGUAAAUUCAGAAUUGUACCCAACAACAUUACGAAACUUUGGAGUUUCACUGUGUUCCGGUUUAUGUGAUUUUGGGGGGAUUAUAGCCCCAUUUCUGCUCUUCCGGCUAGCAGCCAUUUGGCUGGAACUACCUCUUAUCAUCUUUGGUACCCUGGCAUCCGUCUGCGGUGCUCUUGUGAUGCUCCUGCCUGAAACCAAGGGCAUCGCCUUGCCAGAAACAGUGGAUGACGUAGAAAAGCUUAGCAGUCCACAUUCCUGUAAGUGUGGCAAGAAAAAGAAACCCCAGGUUUCAAGCUCUCACCUUUGAGGCUGCUGCCAAAGACGCAAGGAAGGAGCUAUUCAGGCCAGUCCCCACCAAGGAACCGACGUGCCUUGCAGAGACGUUGUGUGUGUCCAUUUCAGCGCUGCAGCUUCAAGUGUUUUCAAUACUUUACAAAGACAGUCAAACUAUCCAGAGUAUUUUUAUAUAAUGUUGGAUGAAUCAGGACAUACCAUGCUGUCAAAGCUUCUGGGAACAUGUAACAUGUGGCUGGGAUAUAGCCAAGAGCCCGUUGCGUGCACAGCUUCUCCUGGAGUCUUUUUCUCACUUUGAGGCAGAGUCACUGACCCACUGAGUUACGGCGAGACAAGAGGAGCCCCACCCGGUUCUCAUGAUGGCUCCAUCCAGAAGGCAGGAUGUGCAAACCACAGAACUGGGGAAAGUGUACAGAAAUGGGCUCAUCAAAUCUGAUGCAGAAACUGAGGCUCUGAACUGCGUUCUGAAGAUUCCAGGGUGGAUGAAGAUUUGGGAAGCCUGUUAAAGAAGAAGCUGAAUCAAGGACCUCAGGUCAUAUGACGCUGAGCCUUUACUUCCUCUCUUAGCACCUGGAGCUCCAUAAGCUCCUGGAGCAUCUGGGUUUGCAGGCACAUUCAGAUCUCAUUCCAGAAGUAAGAACAAAUCUGUGCAAGUUGAGGAUUUGGCUGUAUUGUUCAUAAAAUCAGAUUUGGUCCCAAGAGAUGAGUCAAGAUAAUCUUGGCUCUCCUUUAGUAGACACUGAGAGUCACCUAUUCAGUUUUUUACUGAUGAAACCCAUGGAUUGUGAUUUCAUGGGUCUUAUGAUUUUAAUCAUAAAGGAAUACUUGUCUUAUAAAUGAGUUCAGUUUUAUGAUGGUGCCCACAGUCAAGAGUGAAAACUACGGGCAGAUCUCAUUCAUCUUGACAAUUUUAACCUGUCUUGGGGAGAAGCUUACAUUUUAGUGUAAAAGAAAGAUCAGUUCUAGCCAUGUUUAGAAGAAUUAGCAGAAGUCUUACAGAUGACUUUAGAAGUACUAAAAAGCAAUUUGAUCUUUUUUUUUUUGUUUCUGAGACUUUCAAUAUGUGGAGUUUAAACACAAAAAAAUGCUGUCUUUAUGAUGUUCUGCUUUACGUGUUAUAUUUGUUAUAUUUUCAGAUUCAGUAUGUAUCUCAUGCAAAAUUGUUUAAUGAGUUAUUUUGGGUGGACCGGUAAAAUUGGAGCCAAAGGGUAAUUUUGCCAGUUUGGAAGAAAAUUUUCUAUAUGAACUUGUGACAACGUGUAUGGUGUAUGCGCUAAUUGUAAAAUAAGUUUUUAAGCCUUAAAGCACAUCAGAAUUGAAUGUGAGUGUUCAGUUUUUCAGUAAAAUAAACACCAUUCUCUAAGAACAUGAUGCUACCUACAUUCACCCUUCGUUCACACACACUGGUGUUUUCACUUCCUUUGUAUCUCUUUGCUACGAGAUGACUGUUGUUCCUUGUAUUAUCACCUUGGAAUUGUACUUUGAGUUGACAUUUGAAUUCUGAUAACAAUAAAAAAUAUACAUAAAUUGUCAAGAAAAA